CGAAAAGAAAGCUGAGACAGCAAUGAAGGUUUCAAGUCCCCGUACAAAUGGAAUCGGUUUUCUUCUUAACCGAUGCUACUCCACCCACCACCACCACCACCGCCACCACAACCUCCACCGUAACCUCUACCGUUUCCGCAUUUCCUACUUCUUUAUCAUCAUCGUCACCAUCUCCAUCCUCUCGUUCUCUGAUUCUCUCCCGCGCCUUCUCGUGAUCUCCAUCCUCGCCUCUCUAUCCGUCGGAUUGAUCUCCGAAUCUGUCCUUAGUAAGGUACCGAUUCCGUUUCUCUUUCUAAUCCUGUUUGGUUGCCUGGAAAAGGCAGGAAAGGGAGAGAGAUAAAAUGAAGAUGUCAAUCUUAUGUUCUAUCUAAGCCGUGUAGUUGAAAUAACGCGUUCGCUCGGUUGAAACUUGAAAGCUUGAAAUCUUUUAUUUUUUUAUAGUGUUUGGUUUGUAAUUUAGUUACUUAAGCUGGAGAUUUCCUAGACGUUGUCUCUUUUAUUGGCCGAAAUUUUCGCCAGAUUAGACUUAAUUGUUCAUGGGAUCACGGAGGACGAGGAUCUUCAUGUUCUGUUAAUGCUUUUGAUCUUUCAUGUUUUUUUAGCGUGAAUGAUGGUUAGGAUUUGAUUCAAGAAAUAUUCGGUAGCUUGCGGUUUGCAAGUUUCUCUUUCGGUUUUGUUGAAAUUGGAAUGUUAGGUUCUGUGUUGCUUUCUUCAAGCCCUUUGCUUGGAGUUGUUUGGUCAUUAUAUUCCAGGCUACCGUUCUGUUACAUCUGCCGGAUCAGACCUGCGUUUAAUCGAUUCGCAGUGCCCUCCUGGUAAACAAGAGAGGAUGUUUGGUUUUGUUUUAUAGGUCUUUCUUGUCAUAUGUUCGUUUUUUGGUGAAGGGAUUAGAGUCCUGUUUUUAGCUCUCUUCCUUGCACUCAAUCACUCCUUCAACACACAAGCGCACACACAGAUACAUGAUAUGCAUACUGUUCUGUCUCUGGACUCUUUACGAAGAGCCUGUUCCAAGAUCAGGAAAAAGAGGAGUGGGUUUGGCUGGAUAGCAGAACGGCCUCUGCAGAACUUCUAUUGCACGACUUUUCAACACAACCAAAACAUGAAUAUGUUUGGAGGUGAUGGCAGCAAUCCUGUGUUUCCCGUUUUCCUGGAGGAAAAUCGGCUGCAGUAUGAUGCUAAUGCAUUGCCUCAGCUGCAGUUAUUUGGAGAUUUCCCAGUUGGGUGUAGUGUCAAUCCCUUGAACUACAUGGGAAAUGAACACACGGGUGCCAUGAACCGGCCAAUCAAAAGAGGCAGGGAGGCAGAAUCUGUCUCCCGGCAGCCAAAGUUCCACAUAUCUCUGAAUAAUAACCUUUGUCAAGAUGAAGCUGGUCAUUCUGGGAGCAUUAUGAAUCCAAAUGCUGUAUCAACCGGCCUAAGGCUUUCAUAUGAGGAAGAUGAACACAAUUCUUCCGUUACCACUGCAAGUGAAAGCAUGACAGCUGCUCUCCCAGUUAUUCUGUCCCUUGGAGAUAAUCUUAAGACUGAGAUUGAUAGGCAGAAAGAAGAACUGGAUAAUUAUAUUCAAAUUCAGGAAGAAAACAUCAUGAAGGGUGUAAGGGAACUGAAGCAGAGACACACACUUUCAUUCCUGAGUGCCAUAGAAAAGGGAGUCAGCAGGAAGAUACGGGAGAAAGAACUGGAAUUAGAGAACAUGAACCGCAAGAACAAGGAACUAACUGAGAGGGUAAAGCAGGUCACCGUGGAAGCUCAGUCAUGGCAGUACCGAGCAAAGUAUAACGAGUCACUUGUUAAUGUCUUGCAGACCAAUCUCAAGCAAGUGAUUGCACAAGGCGCUGCGCAAGUAAAGGAAGGCUGUGGGGACAGUGAAGUAGAUGAUGCAGUCUCGUACAGUAACGCAAACAAUCAGGCCAAUUUGGGUGCUUCUGGGAAUUCUCUCUGCAUGAAGGCACAAAUGUAUUGCAGAGCUUGUAAGGGGAAGGAGGUCAGUGUGUUGUUAUUGCCUUGUAGACACUUGUGCCUGUGUAAGGAUUGUGAAGGGUUCAUUGACAUCUGCCCUGUCUGUAGGGUUGUGAAGACUGCAAGUGUUCAAGUAUACAUGUCUUAAUGCAGUGAUUAUGUUGAGGCAUGUAUGUUUUAAACACUUUCAAUCACCAUUACCUCCUGAUGGAGCAACGGAACAAAGUACAUAUAAAUUAAAUUGUCACGGUUUCUGGGAUUA
Messenger RNA from Malania oleifera, 2221 nucleotides. Its product is annotated as E3 ubiquitin-protein ligase BOI-like. The record is from RefSeq and is a predicted model, not a curated record. Gene Ontology annotation, molecular function: ubiquitin-protein transferase activity. The coding region runs from base 965 to 2107 and encodes 380 amino acids. The transcript is spliced from 4 exons. NCBI's taxonomy places the organism in Eukaryota, Viridiplantae, Streptophyta, Magnoliopsida, Santalales, Ximeniaceae.